Messenger RNA from Pyrus x bretschneideri (Chinese white pear), 2997 nucleotides. Its product is annotated as probable LRR receptor-like serine/threonine-protein kinase At3g47570. NCBI's taxonomy places the organism in Eukaryota, Viridiplantae, Streptophyta, Magnoliopsida, Rosales, Rosaceae. Gene Ontology annotation, molecular function: protein kinase activity; ATP binding; protein binding. Gene Ontology annotation, biological process: protein phosphorylation. Bases 55 to 2736 code for a protein of 893 amino acids. The record is from RefSeq and is a predicted model, not a curated record. The transcript is spliced from 2 exons.
UUGGAAAGUCUCAACCUGUCUUUCAAUUCUUUCGGCGGGAAACUUCCGACUAAUAUGUCCCACUGUACACAACUCAGAUUUUUGGAUCUUUUUUCCAACAAGAUUAUUGGGUCAAUUCCACGCCAACUCAGUUCAUGGUUGAGUUUGACUGUUCUACAACUUGGAAAAAAUAAUCUCAGUGGAACCAUCCCAGGUUGGAUAGGAAAUUUUUCUUCUUUGAGGAGUCUUAGACUUGCCGGCAACAAUUUUCAAGGAAGCAUACCUAAUGAGCUCGGGCAUGUAACAACCUUGGAAUUAUUCGUAGUUGGGGACAAUAAUUUGUCUGGUAUGCUCCCUUCUUCAAUUUAUAAUAUUUCUUCCAUAUACAUAUUCAGUGUUUUUAUGAACCAAUUCCAUGGAGAGCUACCACCAAAUCUCGGCAUCCUGCUUCCUAAUCUCGAAAAAUUUUACUGUGAUGGCAACAAUUUCACAGGAAAUAUUCCUGUAUCAUUGUCAAAUGCUUCCAGACUUCAUAAGAUUGAUUUUGCUCAAAAUGACUUCACGGGGACAAUCCCUGGAGAAAGUCUCGGAAGCUUGCGAAGCUUAAUUUGGCUAAACCUUUUUAACAAUCGACUGGGAAAUGGAAAACUUGGUGAUUUGAGUUUUCUCAAUUUCUUUACUAAUUGUACUAGUCUUCAAUAUCUGGCUCUUAGUCAUAAUCGUUUUGGGGGAGAAAUCCCGAGAUCCAUAGCCAACCUUACGACCCAACUAAAAAUUAUUCAUCUGGGGGGUAAUUUGUUACAUGGAAGCCUCCCAAACGGCAUUGCAAAUCUUAUAAACCUCAUCGGUCUAGAUAUGUCUCGUAACUAUUUGGCGGGUGUUGUCCCUGAAGAAAUUGGGAAGCUCGAGAAGAUAGGGGUACUGUAUUUGCAUCAUAACAAAUUUUCCGGGCCAAUUCCAUCGUCCCUUGGUAAUAUGACUUCAUGGAUAGAGCUCUGCAUGGAGAAAAACAAUUUUCAGGGAAGUAUACCUCCAAGUCUUGGAAAUUGCCAGAACCUGUUACUACUUACACUUUAUAAUAACAAUCUAACAGGCAGCAUACCUCAAAAGCUUAUGGAGCUUUCAACCCUUUCAAUUUCUUUGGACCUGUCUGAAAAUUAUUUGACUGGUCCACUGCCAAGUAAUGUGGGUGAUCUGGUGCAUCUCACACUGCUAAAUGUAUCAAACAACAAGUUAUCAGGUGAAAUCCCCAACACCAUCAGCAGUUGUACUAGUUUGGGGGGCUUGUACUUGGACAACAACAAAUUUGAAGGAAAAAUUCCUCAGUCUCUUAAAGAUUUAAAGGGCUUGGAAGAACUUGACAUCUCAAGCAAUAACUUAUCCGGGCAGAUUCCUGAAUUCUUAGGCAAGCUUGGAGCACUUAAGUAUCUCAAUCUUUCUUAUAAUGAUUUUGAAGGCGAGUUGCCUAAAGAAGGAAUUUUUUCAAAUGUCAGUGGUGCCUCAGUUCUUGGAAAUCAUAGGCUCUGUGGUGGCAUCCCACAAUUACAUCUACCUGCAUGCCACAAAAACAAACACCAUUCAUCUGGAGGACCAUUUCCCCCAAAAGUAGUCAUCCCUAUAUCUUGUGCACUUGCAUUCAUAAUUGCUCUAUCAUGCUUCUUCAGUGCUCGUUCAAUGCUGAAAAAGUCAAGAGAUGGACUUGUAACUUCACGUUCUUAUAAGGAUUGGAAAUUAGGUGUUUCCUACUCACAACUUGUUGAAUCGACUAAUGGUUUCUCAGUGGAUAAUUUGAUUGGUUCGGGAAGUUUUGGUUCUGUUUAUAAAGGGGUAAUUCCUAGCGAUGGAACGGUAGUUGCUGUUAAGGUAUUAAACCUUCAACAACAAGGAGCGUCCAAGAGUUUCAAUGAUGAAUGCAAAGCUUUAAGAAGUGUCAGGCACAGAAAUCUUGUCAAGAUCAUAACUUCAUGCUCGAGCAUUGAUAAUCAUGGUAGAGACUUCAAAAGUCUAGUCUUUGAGUUCAUGCCAAAUGGAAGUCUUGACUCGUGGUUGCAUCCUAGAGAUGAGGAUCAAUCUCCAAGUAAGAGAUUGAAUUUUAUGCAAAGAUUGAACAUAGCCAUUGAUGUUGCUUCUGCGUUAGAUUACCUCCACAACCAUUGUGAAACGUCCAUUGUUCAUUGUGAUCUAAAGCCGAGCAAUGUACUUCUUGAUGAAGACAUGGUAGCCCAUGUUGGGGACUUUGGUUUAGCAAGGUUCCUCUUGGAAGCAUCAAAUGAUCCUUCCCUCAGUCAAACAAUGUCAUCUCAACUAAAAGGUUCUGUAGGUUACAUUCCUCCAGAGUACGGCAUGGGAGGCCAAGUUUCCAUCCAGGGAGAUGUUUACAGCUACGGGAUACUUUUGCUAGAAAUGUUCACAGGAAAAACACCUACUGAUGACAUGUUCAUCGAAGGUUUAAGCAUUUACAAAUUCGCAGCCAUGGCUUUGCCCGACCAUGUCAUGGACGUUGUUGAUCCUUCAUUGCUUCUCGACCUCGAAGCUGAUGGUAGUGUUAACGAUGACAGAUACGAAAGGACUGCACUGCCCAGACGUAACAAUCGUGGAAUGGUGAAAGCAAAAAAGGUAAAGGAAUGCUUGUUUGCGGUGAUGCAGAUAGGACUUUCCUGCUGUGCAGUAUCACCAAAGGAGCGGAUGCUUCUGAAUAUGGUUGUUGGAAAAAUGAGUGCAAUUAAAGACUCGUACCUCAAAGUUCAAGAAGGCUAAAGAAUGGCAAAGAUAUGCUGCUUGUGGUUUUUCUUUAAUUGUUUUUCUCUACCUUUCCUGCCAUCGCUUUGAACCUUGCCUCCUUUAUGCUAGCGGUUGUUUUAUAGGGACGAAGUUUUCAUUUGUAUGACUUGAAGCUUUCCAAAUCUUAUUUGUGUGGAGCUAUUUGUAAUUGUCUUGGUUAUGUCUAUCCUGUUUAGAAUCUGAUAAACUCAAUGCUGAAGUAGUUUAUAACAUUUCAGUCUCAUAUUUCUUCCCAAA